GGUGGUGGUGGUGGUGGGGGGCUUUCGAUGGAUUUCUACGCGUGUCCUUCCGGGCUCCGCGCCCCUCUCGCGUCCGCCAUCGGCGACUCCCUCGAGCGGGUCCGGCGAAUGUGCGGCGCCGCCGUGUCCGCCGCCGUCGGCAACGUCUUCUCCGCCAUCUUCACCUUCUUCUUCGCUCUGGUUGGUACUCUGUUGGGAGCCAUGACUGGGGCUCUGAUAGGCCAAGAGACCGAGAGCGGGUUCGUCCGGGGGGCUGCCGUCGGAGCGAUUUCAGGGGCGGUCUUCUCGAUCGAAGUCUUCGAGUCGUCCCUCGUUCUCUGGCGUUCGGAUGAAUCGGGGAUCGGGUGUCUCCUUUACUUGAUUGAUGUCAUCGUCAGCCUCUUAAGCGGGAGGCUUGUUCGCGAACGGAUCGGGCCGGCGAUGCUGAGUGCAGUGCAAAGUCAGAUGGGCGCUGUUGAGCCAAGCUUUGAGGAGGUUCACAACAUCUUUGACACGAGCAGCACUAAGGGCUUGCCUGGAGAUUCAGUCGAAAAGAUCCCCAAAAUAACCAUCACCAGCAAUGACAUGGAUGCUUCUGGAGAAAGAGUCUCUUGUUCAGUGUGUCUUCAGGACUUUCAGCUCGGAGAGACGGUGCGGAGCUUGCCUCACUGCAAUCACAUGUUCCAUCUCCCGUGCAUUGAUAAGUGGCUCUUGCGGCACGCAUCUUGCCCGUUGUGCAGAAGGGAUCUGUAAUCCUCUUAUAAAACGGAUCGCAGUGGGGAAAAAAAAAAGUUUCUUCUUUUAAUAUUUACAGAGGCGGUCGCUUUUCGGGAGGCUCUUCUCUUAUACAGGAUUUGCUGUAGACUUUGAUACAUUUUCUUUCUGUAGUUCUUAGUAAAGCCCCUGUUCCCUGAGAUGGAUCAGUGUAUGUACAAAAGUUUUGAGUGAUGAAAGAGUUAGCCAUUUCUCUCUCUA
Messenger RNA from Syzygium oleosum, 954 nucleotides. Its product is annotated as NEP1-interacting protein-like 1. The record is from RefSeq and is a predicted model, not a curated record. Bases 28 to 732 code for a protein of 234 amino acids. Lineage: Eukaryota; Viridiplantae; Streptophyta; Magnoliopsida; Myrtales; Myrtaceae. The transcript is spliced from 5 exons.